UACGGAAGCCGCGCAGAAUCACACCGACCGUGCGAUUAACGCGUCCGCCAUGCAUCAGGCGCCACCGGCGACCGAGGAAUAACACCCGACACCGACCGAAACGCGCAGAAAUCACGCACAAUACCGGGGCGAGCGAUUUCAGCAGUGCGUUAUCGCGUCCUGACGGCCAGCAUCGUUGCUGUGUUGCGGCAGAAACAGAGAGAGAAAUAGCGCGAGAGCGGAGCGAUCGACAAAUUGAAGUUUUGUAUCAAAUUCACACGUCUCCCGUUUUCGGUUUGUGUGUGACAGAGGAUGGAGUGGCAGCCGGAUGAACAGGGAUUACAGCAGGUGCUACAGCUGCUCAAAGACUCCCAGUCUCCAGAUACGGCCACGCAGAGAGCUGUUCAAGAGAAACUGGAGCAGCUGAAUCAGUAUCCUGACUUCAACAAUUAUCUCAUCUUUGUUCUCACCAGCCUCAAAUCAGAAGAUGAGCCCACUCGAUCUCUGAGCGGUCUGAUCCUAAAGAACAAUGUGAAGGCUCAUUACCAGAACUUUCCUCCAGCUGUGGCCGACUUCAUCAAGAGGGAGUGUCUCAACAACAUCGGAGACCCGUCCCCUCUCAUCCGCGCCACCAUCGGUAUUCUCAUCACUACUAUCGCCUCUAAAGGGGAGCUGCAAACGUGGCCAGAACUGCUGCCACAACUCUGCAAUCUCCUGAACUCAGAGGAUUACAACACCUGCGAGGGGUCAUUCGGUGCGCUGCAGAAGAUCUGUGAGGAUUCGUCUGAGCUGUUGGACAGCGAUGCUUUGAAUCGACCUCUCAACAUCAUGAUUCCUAAAUUCCUGCAGUUCUUCAAGCACUGCAGCCCCAAAAUCAGGUCUCAUGCUAUAGCGUGCGUGAAUCAGUUCAUCAUCGGCAGGGCUCAGGCUCUGAUGGACAACAUCGACACAUUCAUUGAGUCUCUGUUUGCUCUGGCUGGUGACGAAGACUGUGAAGUGAGGAAGAACGUGUGCCGAGCAUUGGUUAUGCUGCUGGAGGUCCGAAUCGACCGCCUGAUACCACAUAUGCACAGCAUCAUACAGUACAUGUUACAGCGCACACAGGAUGCAGAUGAGAACGUGGCGCUGGAGGCUUGUGAGUUCUGGUUAACUCUGGCUGAACAGCCCAUCUGUAAGGAGGCUCUGUCGGGUCACCUGGUCCAACUCAUUCCCAUCCUGGUGAAUGGGAUGAAGUACUCCGAGAUUGACAUCAUCUUGUUGAAGGGGGACGUGGAGGAGGAUGACAACGUUCCCGACAGCGAACAGGACAUCAAGCCCCGCUUCCACAAAUCUCGUACCGUCACCCUGCAGCACGAGGGAGGAGAGGGUGAAGAGGGAGAAGAUAUCGAUGAAGAUGAGGAUGAUGACGACGACACCCUGUCUGACUGGAACCUGCGUAAGUGUUCUGCGGCUGCGCUGGACGUGCUGGCUAACGUGUUUCGGGACGAGUUGUUACCGCACCUGCUGCCGCUUUUGAAGGGUCUGCUGUUCCAUCCGGACUGGGUCAUUAAAGAAUCGGGAAUACUGGUGCUGGGAGCCAUCGCUGAGGGCUGCAUGCAGGGCAUGGUGCCGUACUUACCUGAACUCAUCCCGCACCUGAUCCAGUGUCUGUGCGAUAAGAAGGCUCUUGUGCGCUCCAUCGCCUGCUGGACUCUCAGCCGCUACGCACACUGGGUGGUGAGCCAGCCGCCGGACGCCCAUCUUAAACCACUCAUGACAGAACUGCUCAAACGCAUCUUGGAUGGCAACAAGCGGGUGCAGGAGGCGGCCUGCAGUGCGUUCGCAACUCUGGAGGAAGAAGCUUGCACAGAGCUGGUGCCGUACCUCAGUUUCAUUUUGGACACUCUGGUGUUUGCAUUUGGGAAAUAUCAGCACAAGAACCUGCUCAUCCUCUAUGACGCCAUUGGCACGCUGGCUGAUUCAGUCGGACAUCACCUGAACCAACCGGAAUAUAUUCAGAAACUGAUGCCUCCUCUCAUUCAAAAAUGGAACGAACUAAAAGAUGAAGACAAAGAUCUUUUUCCUCUGCUGGAGUGUUUGUCAUCUGUGGCUACAGCAUUACAAAGCGGUUUCCUACCAUACUGUGAGCCGGUCUAUCAGCGCUGCGUUACCCUGGUCCAGAAAACACUCGCACAAGCCAUGAUGUACAGUCAGCAGCCGGAUCAGUAUGAAGCUCCAGAUAAGGAUUUUAUGAUCGUUGCACUAGAUCUGCUCAGUGGGCUGGCCGAGGGUCUCGGUGGUCAUGUGGACCAGUUGGUUGCACGAAGCAACAUCAUGACCCUUCUCUUCCAGUGUAUGCAGGACACAAUGCCGGAGGUAAGACAGAGCUCAUUUGCUCUGCUGGGUGACCUGACCAAGGCCUGUUUUCCACACGUCAAGCCAUGCAUUGCUGAGUUCAUGCCCAUCCUGGGGACGAAUCUGAACCCCGAGUUCAUCUCUGUGUGUAAUAACGCAACCUGGGCCAUCGGAGAGAUCUGCAUGCAGAUGGGUGUGGAGAUGCAGCCAUAUGUAUCCCUGGUUCUUCCUCACCUGGUGGAGAUCAUAAACAGACCCAACACUCCCAAAACACUACUGGAGAAUACAGCAAUCACAAUUGGUCGCCUAGGCUAUGUCUGUCCACAGGAAGUGGCUCCUAUGUUGCAACAGUUCAUCAGGCCCUGGUGCACAUCGUUAAGGAACAUCAGAGAUAAUGAAGAGAAAGACUCCGCCUUUAGAGGCAUCUGCGUGAUGAUUGGUGUAAAUCCUGGGGGUGUGGUCCAGGAUUUUAUCUUCUUCUGUGACGCGGUGGCCUCCUGGGUCAGCCCUAAAGAUGACCUGAGGGACAUGUUUUACAAGAUCUUGCAUGGUUUUAAGGACCAAGUUGGUGAGGAGAACUGGCAGCAGUUCUCAGAACAGUUCCCGCCCAUCCUGAAGGAACGCCUCUCUGCAUGCUAUGGCGUGUAGCCCCGCCCCUCUGCUUCACACACAGCACACGCUGUCAGUUGAACCUUUAGGAGGGGGGUACUCAUCCAUCUGUGUAUUGCACUGCCCUGAUCGUGGGGGAGAGGGACGCGAUUGGCCGCUCCGCCUGACGGACAGAUCCCACGCCCUUUGUGUGUCCAUGAGGGUGGGUGGGUGGGUGGGAGGGGGGAGGGGACUCCUCUAGUUAACUGCAGAAUGCACCCAAUCACGGGGAAUAUACCUAAAAUGUAGGGAAGUUGAGCGAUAGUGUAACAAGAGGGAGAGAGAAACAAACUGAGAGAGGGAGGGAGGUCGUAGGUUAAGCGGGAGGGAGGUAUAGGCAGGUAUCUGGGAAUAAUCGUAAAAAGAUUAAGAUUAGGGAGGGAAGCUAGAUGAGCAACUAUUAUACGACUUUUUAAAAUCUCAAGUUAAUCCCAGGCAUAAGAAUUAAACGCAUUCACUCGCAGACUGACCAUAGAGACACAUGCACAUGAAGUUGCAAUAACUACGUACGGCCUGCGAAAGCAGCGCUGUCGUAGCAAUAGCGUAAUCAAACUUUAACACUGAGAAUAUCUAGCAAAGACUAGCGUUGUUUUUUUCUUUUUUAAUAAUUAAUAUUGAGGAAAAGAAAACGUUCUUGGCUUCACAAAAAACAAAAAAGAUGGUUAAUGCUGUAUCGUGACUUUGUUUUUUUGAUUGUUAGUAAGGGAGCAUCUAUGAAUUCACAGUUUUCAUCAUCAUCGGCUUCGUCGUCGUCGUUGUCGUCAUCAUCGUCCUGUCUGACUGUUGCCAUGAUUCCUUUCUGCUCGUGUCUCUUUCGACUUGUCAUUUCUUCUCACCCCCGUAGUUGGCUUGUAGUUUAUUCCUGGGCUCGGUCAGUGUUUGCUGUUAAAACUCAUCAAAGUUUACCGAUUUAAAUCGCACUGUAGUUCAGUCGUUUAAUCUCGUCCUGAUUUCAGAGCGAUACGGUGUUGUCGAGGAGAGGCUGGAACGGAAACGAAUCGCAGUAUAGCGAUAAUGACCUGCGUUACUUGUGUGUCAGAUAUGAGUAGCUGUAGCCGUGUCGGGUAGCUUUUAAGUGUGUUCGUGUCAUUGCCACGUGUUUCUUUCGUAUGUCGCAUUCUUUCGUAUGUCGCGUUAAUAGGUUGUUAAUUGUUUUAAGGUACCUUACACUUGACUCCUGGACCCCUAUUGACCUGUAAACUGUGACCAACAAUGUGUGCGUGCUUGUGAGCGUGUGUAUGAAUGUAUUUGUAAUAAUAUUGAUGCCAUAUUGAUAUUUGCUAUUUAGCGAUUUAAUCGGCUCAUCCAACAAACCGCAACUGUCAAGUAUAGUUUUACAAAAGGAAAGGUUAAUUUUUUUGUCGUUUUUUAAGUUUUGCUGCUACUGCGAAUUUUUGUUUCAUCGGUAAAUAGAAAUGAAUUCAUGUUUAUUUCUGUUUGAGCAAAAUGCAUAAUUUAAAUUGGAGUAUUGCUUGUUAAGCACUUUUCUUUAUUUUGCUAUUUUUUAUUAUUUUGUAAGGAAUUUGCUGGUAUAAUUAAGGAUAAAACUGUUGGAUUCAUUAUGCGUCUUGUUUUUCUUGUGACAAUAUCUGUUGGAUGGAAGAUUAGAAUAAGAACGAGUUAAAUAGAGGGAAAGACAGGAAAUUGGCAGUUGGGGGAUCGAGAAACCGAACGAUAGCCGUGUGUGAAAAACUGCACUGAGACUCUGAAAGACAAAACAAUCACAUCUUUCUCUCUUUACCUUGCCAGGAAAAAUAAAUAAUUUUUUACCAAGCUAA
This is a messenger RNA of Misgurnus anguillicaudatus (oriental weatherfish), 4739 nucleotides long. The record is from RefSeq and is a predicted model, not a curated record. Lineage: Eukaryota; Metazoa; Chordata; Actinopteri; Cypriniformes; Cobitidae.